GCUCGAAGCCCGACCCGUCGAGCGUCGCGCCAGCUCGCGCCCAUGCAGCUCCGCCGGCAACCGCUUCCCGCGCCACGGCCGGGGGACCCGUACCCCGCCGCCCCGCUGCUCGCGCUGCUCCUGCUGCUCGCCCUCCAGGGGGCGGCGGCGGCGCCCGCGGGGUCCGGGGAGCCCGAGGACUCCGGGUGGCGUCAGGACGCGGAGCCCCCGCGCGGGCUCCUGUCGCAGGCGGCGCGCGCGGCGCUCCACUUCUUCAACUUCCGCGCGAGCUCGCCCAGCGCCCUUCGAGUGCUGGCUGAGGUGCAGGAGGGCCGCGCGUGGAUUAAUCAAAAGAAGGAAUAUAAAGUUGACCUGGUGUUUACCACGGAGCUCUACAACCCAGAGGAAGGUAAGGAACAUCUGGGGAAAUGUUCUGCUCGAGUGUUUUUCAGGAAGGAGAAACCCAGACCAGCCAUUAAUAUAACGUGUACUCGGCUCAUUGAGAAGAAGACAAGACAAGAAGAAGAUUAUCAGCUCUACAAGUACAUGAAGCAACUUAAAAACCUCUUGGAUGUUGUCAGCAUACCUGAUAGUCAUGGACAUAUUGAUCCCUCUCUGAGACCCAUCUGGGAUUUAGCUUUUCUGGGCAGCUCUUACGUGAUGUGGGAAAAGACAACACAGUUUUUACACUACUACAUGGCACAGCUCAGCAGUGUGAAGCAGUGGAAAACAAAUGAAGAUGCAAUUGAUUUUGAUUAUACUGUUCUACUCCAUGAAUUCUCAACACAGGAAAUGAUUCCCUGUCAUAUUCACGUGGUCUGGUACCCCGGCAAACCACUGAAGGUGAAGUACCACUGUCAAGAGCUACAGACACCAGAAGAAGCCUCUGGAACUGAAGAGGCAUCAGCUGUGGCACCGACAGAGCUUAGUAAUUUCUGAAAAGCAAAAAAGAUCUGUUUAUACCAAAUUCUGAACAAAAUGAUUAUACUAAAUAGCCUAAAUCAUUAUUCUAGUAAAACAGCCAAGGUAUAAGGCAUUCUAAUAAUUUGGGAAAGCCUGUGAUUACAAGUAAAUACUCAAAAAUUAAAAGGUACUUUUAAUUUUUGUUUUUUUUAAUUUUUGUUG
Lagenorhynchus albirostris (white-beaked dolphin) is the source of this 1104-nucleotide messenger RNA. RefSeq names its product retinoic acid receptor responder 1 (gene RARRES1). NCBI's taxonomy places the organism in Eukaryota, Metazoa, Chordata, Mammalia, Artiodactyla, Delphinidae. The coding region runs from base 43 to 918 and encodes 291 amino acids. The record is from RefSeq and is a predicted model, not a curated record. Gene Ontology annotation, molecular function: metalloendopeptidase inhibitor activity. The transcript has 6 exons.